CUCCUUCAGAGAAAUUGUAGACAUUGCAGCACUCCUUUAAAUAGACUGGAGGGGAAACUAAUUUGCUAGAUGCAACCAAAGAGUUCUAAAACCAGGUUCCCUUGUGUACAGGGAACACCACACAGAGUAAGAGCGUCUCUUCUACCAGAUGGCUGCACCAAAGCUCCUUGAUGUUGCUUUUGGUCUACUACCCACUUGCUCACAUCCACAGUUCCCAGAUUGGUGUUUGAAGUUGUUCCCAGGAAGCAAGGAGCUGUGUGAAGAAUAUUGGAUCCCCAACUAUUACCCUGGCUCAGUGAAAGAGAAUAAUGAAACUUAUGAACUAGCCUUACCUUUGGAUGAGCCAUGCCAAACAGAGUCCCAGACGCAAACUCGGCAACGGUUAUACUAUGGUCUGAGCAUCCCAGAAAAUUUUGAUGAGGUCCCAGAGAUACCAGCUCCAUCAUUGACCCUGGUGACCAAUAUGAAGACCCAGUUACAUAUGGCAUUGGAAAGGAACUCUUGGCUGCAGAAGCGAAUCGAGGACCUGGAAGAAGAACGAGAUUUCUUGCGCUGCCAGCUAGACAAAUUCAUCUCUUCAGCCCACUUGGAUGCUGAUGAUCACUGUUGUAACAAACAACUGCCCCGGAGAUUUGAAGUAUUGGAGACCCGAAAUAGGGAGAUGACAGAUGAUGACAAUAUGGGCUCCUGCAUGACCACCAGCCCUGAAGAAGGAGGUUCUGUGGAACACAAGAAACCUAAAGCAGGGUUGAACCGACGAUGCUUUGCCAACCCUAAAGUCCGGGAGAGGCAGAGAGUAAAGGAUGUGGAUGGAGUUCUCUGCCGGUAUAAGAAGAUCCUGUACACUUUUCAGAAGCUGCAAAGCAUGAGUCGGGCCUUUGAACAUCAUCGGGUAGACCGUAACACUGUGGCCUUGACCACCCCUAUAGCAGAGCUCCUUAUUGUUGCUCCCGAAAAAUUGGCUGAAGUGGGUGAGUUUGACCCAUCUAAGGAGCGUCUGCUUGAAUAUUCCCGGCGAUGUUUCAUGGCGCUAGAUGAUGAGACGCUCAAGAAAGUGCAGGCCCUCAAGAAAAGCAAGCUUCUACUGCCCAUCACUUACCGCUUUAAGAGGAAAAUGGACUCUCCUGGCUCAGCUGCUGGCAAUUCUGUCCCUUCUCCUGUCGCGCCACCCAAGCAACUUCUGCCGAUCGCUGAAUGUUACACACGAUGAAUUCUCUCCUGGAGCUACUGCCAGAACCUACUUUGCCAGCCCUUUGACCUUUUUCUUUGUACUUCCUGCACCCCCCAACCCCCAUCCAUUAUUCAGCAAACUCUCAAGAGUGUUGAGUUUUCUACCUUAUUGCACAAUAACCUCCCACCUUUUCCUAGGUUUACUGAAUAAAGCUGCUGUUUCACAAGAAGCACCAGCUUAUCAUUACACAAAAGGCCUAGGAGUGGUUUCCUAGGAUUAUUAUUUGACUAUAGAUCUGUUUAUCAUGCUUCCCUCUUUAAAGCUUUCCCCACAGCUACCAGAUUGCUUUCAUUUUCCCUCCUUCCAUUUGAGAGUUUGGCCAGAGGAGAAACAAUGGCGAAGGAGCAGUUGGCAGACAUAAUAUUGUGUCCCACCCCACAAUAAAUAACAUCAUGGAUAGAUUGAUUGUAAUUGUUGCACAGGUAACUUGAAACAGCUAACAAUGUUAGUUUAUUGAUUGAUGGUAAUUAUAGCCUUGCACAUAAGAUAUAAAUCCACACAUUUUAUAAAAUAAACUCCUGUCAUUUGGGGUAUGUCAAAACAAAUGAUAUAAUAAAAAGAUGGUAAAAGUUUGCAAAAAUGUCCCUGUCAGCAGCAGUUAUAUUCCCAAUUUUUGUUGGUUAGGGUGAUUUGGUCUUUCCUUAAGGGCCACCAUCUAACAGUAGGUUAAAUAACAGUAGACUGAGGGAGAGAAGUUGCCUCAGUGAGAGCCAAAUCACUCUAACCAACAGAACUUAUUCUUUUCUAAACUGGAAGAGGGAAAAUAAAAAUUGCAUGAUGCACUUCUGUAGUUUUACCUCUCUUUGCUUGAAAACCUUUUCCGUGUUUUCUGAGCUGUUAGCAGACGCUACUGGUACUGUAUCAAUUCUUUUGCUGAUGUUGUGGUUACCAUUCCAUUUUCACUACAAUCUUGCUAUGAUUGGAAGAAUUGCAGAAUUGAGCUGCCUCUGCUUUCCUAUUGUCUCCCAAAGAUGGUCUCACAUCCUGAGCCCCUACUGCAUCUUUCACCUCAUAGUUUUGGAAGGUAUUGCCUAAAACUUUUCCCUAGCUAUUGUCCCACUCCAAGCCCUCAACUGGAUUUUUCUGCUGGCAAUUUUACUUUUUCCCCCUCUCUCAGUAUGUUUGUGAGGAAGUGUGUUUGAAUGCAAGGACUUGAAUUAUAUAUUGCAUUCCUUGAGGAUGCUUCCUUUUUAUUCAGUGUAAUUAGCAAACUCUUCCCACUGUGCCUGUAAUUUCUUUCUCUCCAAUCGGUUUUCUGUGUUAAAAAAGAAAUUAAAAAGAAAAUAUUAAACAUUUUAUUAAAACAGAAUUUAAAUUAAAGAGAACAUUUUGGUAUAA
Molecule: messenger RNA, 2569 nt
Organism: Crotalus tigris (Tiger rattlesnake)
Lineage: Eukaryota; Metazoa; Chordata; Lepidosauria; Squamata; Viperidae
Gene: CCDC106
Product: coiled-coil domain containing 106
Exons: 7
Coding region: 149-1210 (353 amino acids)
Cellular component (GO): nucleoplasm
Source: RefSeq, a predicted model, not a curated record